GGGACGGCAGUAGAGGAAUAUGACAGUAAUGGAGAAUUUGUUCGCAGUUUUGGAGAAGAAAUAUUGAGGUAUGCCGUGGAUAUCACUGUUGCUAACGAUGGCCGUAUUUUAGUAUUGGACAAUGAUGAUCCCUCCCGUAGCGAUACUCUCAAAGCAGAUUUGGUUGUUCACAUAUUCAGUGAACACGGCGACUAUCUGAACAAGUUCAAACUGAAAAGAAGUUUCUUUAAGUACACGAGCAUCACAUUUCAACCAGCAGGUGAACAUGUCGUCGUCGCUGGUAUAGACUUAAACAGAAACCUCCUGGAGGUUAAAAUAUUGAGCAAAGAUGGUGAGUUUGUUCGUAGUGUACAAAUCCAAAAUUGUGACGAGUUCUUUGAAGUAAGAGGGAUUGCAAUGAACAAUGAUGGACGCAUUGCUGCUGUUACAACAAAUUUAAAAAAUGGUAAAGUAGUCGUUUUAUAA
Messenger RNA from Pocillopora meandrina, 465 nucleotides. NCBI's taxonomy places the organism in Eukaryota, Metazoa, Cnidaria, Anthozoa, Scleractinia, Pocilloporidae. The record is from the annotation of a GenBank genome assembly.